Messenger RNA from Bactrocera tryoni, 5376 nucleotides. RefSeq names its product serine/threonine-protein phosphatase 4 regulatory subunit 2 (gene PPP4R2r). The record is from RefSeq and is a predicted model, not a curated record. Gene Ontology annotation, molecular function: protein phosphatase regulator activity. Gene Ontology annotation, biological process: protein dephosphorylation. The coding region runs from base 1466 to 3679 and encodes 737 amino acids. The transcript is spliced from 4 exons. Gene Ontology annotation, cellular component: nucleus; cytoplasm; protein phosphatase 4 complex. Lineage: Eukaryota; Metazoa; Arthropoda; Insecta; Diptera; Tephritidae.
AGCUGGCAACAUCACUCAGAUUUCAUUUGUUAAACGCGCUGGAAGAGAACUUGCAAAUUUAUUAUUUUAGCCAGAAGCCGUAAAGUAAUUUUGAAUAUUUCGAAACCAUCAUAUAGAAUUAACUGGUUGACUUUUGAAUUGUAGCAGUGAAAUAAAUAAUUGAAUAAUUUUAAUAUAAGUGCUUCUUUCUAACAGGAGCAAGAUUGCAAAUCAAAAUUUUACCUGCAACGCAUGUACACACACCUAAACAGCACGUACCAUUCAUUCAGAUCGUAAGCCGUAUCCGGAGCAGCUGCAUAUUAAGUCGGCAAGAGAAAAUCUCUUGUCUUCUUUGCGCCUGUUCCUCACUAAGCAAGGGUCUCUACAUACUCAACAACAGUAAAAUAAAUUUUUAAACUCCAAUUUCAACCUCGUGCAACAACUAUACCGGUGCGAAGAGUUGCAGCUGUAAAAGCCGGGUAGUUACACAUUUAUUAUACAUACAAACACCUAUAUACCGGCCUUGUUGUUUGCUCUGAGACGCCUGCUGUCUGCAAACUGAACGUCUGCAGUGCAUAAUCGUCAAGGUUUUCGUAAUUCAACGAUUCUGUUCAGUCUGAGAGCGCACAUCCAGCAGUCAUCAACGCACCGCAUCACCAGCACGGAACGUAACCAUUAAAAUUUGUAAAAUAAUUACUUGUCUGUUGGUAUUACCACUCGUGCCAAUAAUUGUGGUCUUAGCCAGUCUAGAUUCCAACUUGUAACAUCAUUUAGAACGAGUCUCCACUUAUUACUGGAGUUUUCGUCCCACUGAGCUCCUAUUGCAUUGCACGUCUGUCGUUUGCCAUCCACACAUCGCUUUUGGUUAAGUUUGGUGUCUGUGCGUGAGUGUGUGCACGUUUGUCUGACUAAACGCGCCCGUAUAAAAUAGUUGUGCCGUGCCUUUUUGUAGUCGUCGCGAUCUGUGUCGUCGUGUCCAUUGUCGGUUCCCGUACCCGUACCUAUAUUCAGUCGGUAGUGUCGGUAUCAUUACUGCAGUCGUGUAUCUCUGGUCUACGGAAUUCUCUGUGUCGUAUAUUCGUUUUGCAAAUUUGUUGCUGCUGGUUUUGCCACACAUUUGCAAAAACAAGCAACCUAAAAUACGAAACUCAACUUCGAUCUCCUACGACAAGAGUAACUUCGUCAUUGUGCAGCGAGAAGAGUUGCGAAUAUUUUAAAACGUACAUUGCCGGUUGUGAACUUCGUUCUUGUGUGUCUAUAUCAUCAUCAAUUUCAUUGUGGUGGCAAGAGCGAGCUAACCAGUGCCACAUUAACAUUUACAGCGACAGCAGGAAGACGACAUAUUGCGAAAUUUAAAUAUAUAUUUUCGAUCAUAUUGAAAAAGAGGAAGCUAGAGUUAACUAGACGCCUACCUAGCAAAAAUUUUCAUACGGUGAAUCUCAGACAAAUUCAUUACAUUCCCGUUUUUAUUGUUACAUUUAAAUAAAUGGUUAAUAUGGAAAACGCCGAAGAAGUAAUGCAAAUUCUGGAGCGCUUUACGCGUCUAAAGCAAAAGGAGAUACCCAAGGAGUUGGACGAUUAUUUGCAGUAUGUGGCGAAAACCGGCGAUACGGUAUUUAAAUGGGCGAGCCUGAAAUAUUUAUUCCGGGAGAAAUUGCUCAAUGUGAUUAAACAUUUCCAUGAUACGUCGCCGCGUGUUGAUGAGAUUCCUCAAUAUCCGAACGUUGAUCCUUUUAAUUAUGAGAGCAUGAAAUCAUCGCUGUUGGAGCGUCUGGAAUUAUUCAAUGCCGCACCAUUUACCAUUCAGCGCUUGUGUGAGCUUUUGAUUGAUCCGCGUAAACAAUACAGUCGCAUUGAUAAAUUUAUGCGUGCUCUUGAAAAGAACAUUUUAGUAGUGAGCACCAUCGAACCCGGUCGUAAACGCACUGAGAGCGAGAACGGCGAUUCACUGGACUCAGUUGUCAACGGUGAUCUGUCGCUGGAUGUCAACGUCGAUAUCGAUAUGGAGAAUGAAUCUUUGUUCAAUAUGGAGGCACAAAACGGCAAUGGCACUGGCAACGGCAAUGGUACAGCUUCGGCAGCCGAUGGUGGUGCAUCACCGGAGUCUGAGUCGAAAGAAAAGCCCGUUGUGAGCGAGACAGCUACCAAGCACUCUACAACCGAUGAUGACAUUUUGCCGAAUCCGAAAAAGGCAAAGCUGGAUUUGGAUGAGAAAGAUGAAAAUACCGCUGAAAAGACUGAAGAUGAGCAGAGUGGUGUAUCGGUGGAAAAGGAUGACAGCAAAUCUGCAGCUGAUGAAGCUAAGUCGAAAGAAACGGACAAAGGUGAUAGUAAACCAGCAGUAGAGGUGGCUAAGCCGUCCGAGGAUGCAGAAAUGAUAGAAGUUGAUAAUAAAGAAACAAAAUCGAAGGAAAGUAAAGAGGAAUCUAACAAGGAGGAGCAAGUAGAGAAAAAGGAUGUGCUAGACAAAGCGGAUGAGAAACUGUCUGAAAAUAACGAGGAAAAGGAAGUGGUCGCAGAAAGCAAUGACAAGGUAGAAUCUGCUAAGGAGGAAACUGCCAGUUCCACUGAGAAAGUAGCUGCUGAAGAAGUUGACGCUGUUAAAAAAGUAGAAGGAAUUGCUGAGUCGGAAACCGAAUCAAAAACAACUAAAGAAGAAGAAAAAAUCGUUGAAAAACAGGAAAUAGAAAAAGGCGAAAAAGAGAUUGUUGUAGCAGCUGCUGUAGCCACUACCAAGGCGGUUGAAGAAUCCGCUGAGGCCGAGGUCAAGAAAUCAGCCGAGCCUGCAGCUGAAGCGACAGAAGCGGUUGCUAGUGAUGGUGCUAAGGAUAGCGCUAAAAUCGUAGACAAAGUUGAAGAGGAAACGGCGCCUGUCAAAGCCAACGAGGCCGCUGCUGAUUCUAAGGCCGAAGUUUCGACUAGCACACCGGAAAAAGAUGAGGCUGCGCCACAGACAACGGCUGCUGGAGCUGAAGCUGUCGCUGCUGUAGCGAAAGAUUUCGCUGUUGAACCAAAAGCCACAUCUGAAGUGACCGACUCCACUGCCACCCAAACAAAAGAAUCUGAAAAGACUGAGAGCAAUGCAGAAGCCGCUGCCGAAUUGGAAAAACCGGCCGAAGAAAAAGUAGUUGAAGCUGUUACGACCACGUCCAACGAGGCAGAAGCUGUUGCGAUUGAAAAGUCCACGGCUGAUUCCGCUAGUAAAACCGCCGUGGAUGAAGCCGAAACAGUUGCUGCUGCACCAGCUAAAAACGAAACUUCUGCGUCGGACGAAAACAAAGAAGCUGCCGCUGCUGCUACCGCCACCGCAGCUAAGGCCAGCGAAGCUGAAGUUCCAACAACCGCUGAGGCGGUAGAAAGCACAACUGCUGACAGUGUUAACGUUGCCGAAAAAAGCGAUGUUGUCGCCCCAGCUGCAGAUACGACUCCAGCCCCAGACUCGGCCGAAGCUAUUGCUGCCGUUCCUGCUGCCACACCAACAGCCACCCCACUACCUACACCGACAUUAGCCCUCAACGAUCAACCCAUGGACGAUGUGCCGAUUGAAGAGGCCCAACCCGCUGUUAACGAAGUUGUUAUGGCCGAAACAAAUGCUGCCACCGAAAUGGCCACUGACGCAAACGAACCACCAGCACCAUCCAAGGACGAACCAGCUGGCAUGGAAGUGGAUGACACCAGUCAGGAGGCCAUGGAUCAGUAAUUUUGUGGCAGCACGUAACAAACUACACAAUAAUAUUUUCCACACGCAUACAAUACAAAAGAAAAAAUUUUAUUUGUGAAAGACGUCGAUGACGACGACGACGCCGACUACGGCGACAGCGACAGCGCGACGCAAAGCGAUUUCUUCAUACUUAAACACUUUUUGAAUAUGUAGCGUGUUUUUAGGCGCAUAAGCAAAAUUUACAUGAAUAUGUAAACGAAAUUCGUUGUAAGCUAAUUUAAACUAUCAAGAGAACAUAAUAAUUAUAACUUAAAAAGAAAAUACAAAACAAAAGCAAAAAAGAAAGAUAAUGUGGUUGGCAAGCAAGAAAUAUAUAAAAACAAAAUACUUCAUACACACAUAUAUAUACAUAUGCAUAUACUUUAUACAAUAAGCAGUGAUAUGUGCUGUUCCAUUCCAUUUGUCAGAAUAUUUGUAACACCACAUGGACAACGAACAAUACGUAUUGGCUUUUGCAUCAUUUCCUUUUUACGAUUUAAUUUAAAAGAUAUUGAAAUGGUAUUAAUAAAAUCGUGUAUUUUAACAUUUUUUAUUUGUGUAAACAAUGCGAGCCAACAAUAGUAAAUAAAAAAUUUAAAAUUCAAAACUAUAAACAAAUGCUUCUUUUAUCACACAGUGGCGCAAAGAAGGCCGAUUUGGAAUUUUUAUCCUUUUUGUGUUUCUUUUGGUUGAGAAAUUCGCUAGAGAAAGUGUGAGAGAGCGGAAAAUUUUCGUUUUUCAACGUCUGUCGUCAGUGAGGCAGUUACAUAUUUGGAGAAAUGUUCUACGCGCCGAAUAUAUUAGCAUACAUCUUUUGUCCGUUAGCUUUUAAUUUAAUCCCCAGUUGCCACAUCUGUAUCAUUAUACUUGUAUAUUUGUAAUUAUUUUCUAAGGCUGGAGAAGACAUAUUUCUACUUGGCUCAACUGUUUUACAACAAUUUGUGACGAUCGAUCGUCGACAUAUGAAAACGAAGAACAAAGUUUUUUUUUUAUAAUAAACCAAAAUAUUUUAAUUGGACAAAGGUUUAAUUGACACCAUUGACGCGAGUGUUUCCAAUGCCGUACAAUAAGCAAUGAAUUGAGAAUUUCUUUCUCUGCAAUUCUUUAAAACUUAAUUUCGGAAAAUUUGGAAUCAUUGCUGUUUUGUUACCUGAUUAAAAAAUAAAAAAAACUGAAAUAACAUCAAAAAAAUUUUGAGGUUAUGCACCGUUUCUUAUUUUCAAGUAAAUUUAUGCAAAAAUGUUAUGAUUAUUGUUGCUUGAGCAAAAAGCGAUCUUAUAAAUAGAGGGUAUUGAUAAGUCGAUUUUUAUGCAACUAAUCUUACUAAAGCACAUACAAAAUAGUUGCGGAGAAGCGAUGUGCCUGUCAUUAGUGGGAUAUGUUUGUGGUUUCAUAGCCAGUUCUUAGCCGCAUCUGCCACCUGAAGAGGCAUAAUUUGGCAACACAGAUUAGUGUUGAGUUAUUAUUUAUAAAAAAAGAUAUAAAUUACAAACAACUGAAAAUCCAUUGACAGCUAAAUUAAUUUUUUUUGCAGUAACUCUACACACCUUAACACUUUCUAGCCUAAUUCUCAACCCUUUGUUUGUCGUAUUUCAUUAUUCCAUUGACUUCCAAAUGAUGAAAGUUCCAUACAUAUAUGAAUAAAUAUGCUUAAAAACAUGUGCCGCAGAAUCACGUGAACGUGAAAAUAUAAAAAA